GGCAGGACUUUACAGACUAGAAACUAAACGGCGUAAGUGAACUGCCGAGACACUUAAGUUUCUCAGGUUCUGUCGCUGUGGAAAAAGAAGUGGCUUUUGGUUUUCUCUUUCCCGCUGGCGCCUCAGGAGAGGCAGGGCCCAGCAGGCCAACUGGGACUGCUGUCGGAGCAUGGGACACAGUGCUAGCACUGAAACUGUGCCCCAGCAACCAGGCCUACAUAACACGGAUGAUGAUGUCGACCUGCAGCAAAGCACAACAGGAGGGGAAGAGGGAAACUCUGGUGGAGGAACUCCUCCAGCCAAACGCAAAGGCAAAUUCUCCAAAGUUGGGAAGAUCUUCAAGCCCUGGAAAUGGAGAAAGAAGAAACCAAGUGAGAAGUUUGCUGAAACAUCUAUAGCCUUGGAAAGAAAAAUUUCUGUUAGGAAGAGUCGCCAAGAGCUCAUUGCAAAAGGAGUGCUUAAAGAAAUUCCAGAGAAUGAGAGCAACAAUGUGAACCACAACAAAGUUCCUCCUGUAAAGAAUGGCCAUCCGGUGCCAAUGGAUGUGGACCGGUUGUCCGAGGCCGGAUCACGCGUGUCCCGUGGAGAGUCAGACCUCAAAAUCAACGCCGUGCGUGGCCCCCAGGUAGAAGAACGCAGGUCCAGAAUCCCGUCGGACGCUUCCCGCUCCAAUCGGGCACCUCUGGAUGUGGACACUCACGCACGGCUGCCUUUGGACGUAGACCCCCGAGUACGACUCCCCUCGGAAGACAAGAGGGGAGGUUCUCUACCCCGUGGACAAUCUCAGGACAAUAGAUAUAGGUACAGGGAUGAGAGACGAGACAGAGAAGAAGCAGACCGACGGGACGACAGGAGAGACUGGAGGGAUGACCGGGGGGACCGAAGAGACCGAGACGACAGAGAAAGACGGGAUCGAGACGAGCGUGAGAGAAGAGAAAGAGAUGAAAAAGAACGAAGAGAUAGGGAUGACAGGGAGAGACCGGAAAGAGAUGUAAAAGACAGAAGAGAUAGGGAAAGAGAUGAAAGAGAAAGGAGAGAGAGAGACAGAGAUGAGCGAGAAAGAGGGGAGAGGGAAGAGCGAGAAAAGAGAGCUCGAGAUGAGCGAGAAAAGAGGGAUCGAGAGGAGAGAGAAAGGAGAGACAGAGAUGAAAGAGAGCGCAGAGACCGAGAGGAAAAGGAAAGGAAGGAAAGAGAAGACAAAGAGACGAGAGAACGAGAUGAGAGGGAACGAAGAGAGAUGGAUGAAAAGGAAAGAAGGGACAGAGAAGACAGACAAAGAAAAGAACGAGAUGACCGUGAGAGGGAGAGAAGGGAGAGGAGAGGGGACAGAGAGCGCAGAGAGCGCAGAGAGCGCAGAGAGCGGGACGACAGAGACAGAAGAGAGGACAGGAGGGAUGACAGGGAAUGGCGUGUAGAAAGAGAUAGGAGGGAUGAAGACCGAGAGAGAAGAGCGGAUGAGGGGAACCGAAGGAACGAGCGAGAGAGGAGAGAGGAACGGGACCGACGGGAUGACAAGGACCGGAGGGACAGACCCGAACCCCAGCGCUCAGUGGACGACCAUCGGCCUGUUGUCAGGCCUAACUUUGACACAGACCCCAGACCUCCUCUGCAGAAGAGCUCCUCAGAGGAAGCCAGGAGGGCGCGGCCUGUGUCUGAAUCCAGCGGCCGGAGCACACUGCCCCGCUACGUGUCCCCGACUGAGUUCAGGGACCGCUCAGAGUCUGUCGGCGUCCGCUCAUCCAAAGACCCCCAACCGGACCCCCCACCCCUGAAACAAGCCCUGCUGCCCCCUACCUCCAAAUACUCUUCCUCCACCUCCUCCUCUGAUCCCCCCCGCAGCACCACCCCCCCAUCUUCUUCCUCCUCUUCCUCCUCUGCCUCCUCUGCAUCAUCCUCCUCCGCACCCGUUCCGAUGGCCAAACCCCCGCGGACAGUCUCGCUCAUUGUCAACGACGCCCCCAAGAGUCACGUUACCCCAGGCCAGGAGGGUGACACGCCUCCCCCCGUCCCUCCCCACGCCAAGCAGCCCCCGCCUCCUCCCCCCAAACCCAGCAACCGCAACAGCACCAUCCCUGUGACCGCCUCCUCCCUGCACCGGGGCCGCCUUAGGGUCAGGCCGCCGGGUCACUGGAGACGGCACCACGAGCUGGGGCUGUACCUCUCCCUCCCCACCUACCCACAUCACCGCCGGCCCGGUCAGUCGUCUGAUCACCCUCAGCCCGGUGUCAUUGUCGUACCCGCUCCUGCCAAACGCUCCCCUCCCACUCCCCCCAAGAGGACCACGCCCGUCACCAAGCGCCAUUCUGUAGACCCGACCCCUCCUCCGCCCCCUGCUCACGCUUCUGAAGCCCCCUCUUCCAAUCCUGGAAAUGUCCCCGCGCUUAUACCCCCACGAACUGACAGUUUAGAGGACAAACCACAACCACUCCAAGCUGCAGUCGACGAUAUGCCAUCGCCGCCAUCCCACAUCCCUCCGUCUCCUCCGCGCUCGCCCUCUCUACCCCCACAGCCCAGCUCCACCGUUGUGCCCAGGCCUACUAGUCAGCCGGACCCCCCUAGCCCGACCACAGAGCCCCCCAGCCAGCCCCCCACCGUCCCGCUACACAUCCUGAUCCAGAGAGCGCUGAACAGCCCAAGCCCGAUGCAGCCCAAUCCGGACGGGUCACAGAGGGCACACUCACUGCUGUUUGAGUCUCCCGUCGAUGUGGUAGCUGAGGGAGGAGGGAACUCUCGAUACUCACUGCCCGUCACCAUUGAACCACUCAGGCUGCCUGAAGAUGACGACUUUGACAUGGAGGAGGAGCUGCGGAAGCUCCACCCUCCCAAAGUCCAGACUCGACAUGAGAUGGAGCCACGCAGCCGCCGGGCACUGGUGGGGGACCCUCGGGUGUCUGUCAUCCCUGAAGGAGGAGGCCCUGGGGACAGUGAGGAAGAGUCUGACUCUGACGGGCCCAUUCUGUACAGGGACGAUGACGAAGAUGAUGACGAGGAGGCACCCCCAAGCGGGUUGGCGAGCCGAAUAAAGAGGAAAGACACACUGGCACUGAAGCUGGAGCGGCAGGAGCGACAGGAGCGCGAGGAUGCUCAGGAGAACCACGACUACAUGAGCUGGAAAAACCAGGAGCAGUGGGUCCAAGUUCGCAACACGAUUGGCACUGCUCUCACAAGGCGGCUGAGUCAAAGGCCCACUGCAGAGGAGCUGGAACAGAGGAAUAUUCUUCAAGCCAAGAACGAAGCUGACCGGCGACUGGAGCGCUGUGAGAUCAAACGCAGGCUCACCAGAAAGCUGUCUCAGAGGCCCACUGUUGCCGAGCUCCAGGCCAGAAAGAUCCUUCGUUUUCACGAGUACGUUGAGUGUACUCACGCCCAGGACUACGACCGCCGCGCAGACAAGCCCUGGACCAAACUCACCCCUGCUGACAAGGCUGCCAUCCGCAAGGAGCUCAAUGAAUUCAAGAGUUCGGAGAUGGAGGUUCACGAUGAGAGCCGCAUCUACACCCGGUUUCACCGACCUUAGCUGCCCAUCGCCGAAGCACUUAAUCGGGGAUGAAGCGGAUGAUGUGCAGGUCCUACACUGGAACAGACUUACCGGCUACAUGGUCCUCCACUGUCUACUACUACUACUACUACUACUGCUGCUACUGAAAAGUAUAAAGAAAGCAGCUCUCAAGAGUGUGUGGGCUGUCCAUGUUCAAAGGUGCCUUGUGCCAACACUAAGAGGAAUGCUAGAAAGCAGUCCCAGAAAUAUAUUGCCUUAUGAUCUAGACUACUGGUUUCCUCACACAAAGGGAAGCGAAACAUUUUAGCACUGGUACUUUAAGGUGGGGUUCAUUGCGGUGGUACAGCGUGGGUUGGGUCAGUAAUGGUCAGUUAUGAAAGGUGGCUGUAGAAGCUUUUAAACUGGCUCUCAAGUGCCCCCUGUCAGGUUUAAGAGGUACUAUCAUUUAAAUCAUUGGAUCACAAACUUUAGACUUUUACAAAGUUCCAUCCAGCAAAAUAUAUGGACUUCUGAUUACCUCCAGAUUUAAACCAGAUCUAAAUUAGUACUACACCAUGAUCUAAGCCAAGAUUUAGGCCAAAAAGGAGGACGUGUGCAGGGAUUUUGUUUAAUUUGUUGUUUAAUUGUGAGCGACAGUUUUAAGAAGCACUAAUCAAAAAUGAAUAAUAAGCUAGUCUUCUUCACGUGUCUUGUCUUUUAUAGCUGAAAAUUUGAUGACACAAGAAGGUUAAUUCCGAGACUCAUAAUUCUUAAUAUUUUAAUUUCAGGAGUGAGACAAUAUGAAAUGAGGGAACUGACAAAUUGGCAGUAAUUGAUAGAUUUUAUGAAACAACUAAAACUACAGAUCUUACCACUUAUUCAUUCAUCUGACUUAACAAACCAUCCAGUGUUAAAUAUGCAAAUGGACAAUGUGAUGUCAAAUUCCAUUCAUUGCUGCUGCAAACUUUUUAAAUUGUAUGGUACAUUUUUUUGUGCGCUCUUUUAAUAAUCUUGGUAAACUUAACCCAUGCUGUGCCAUUUCUAGUGGAAUCACCCCUUCAAACCACUGACUUCCUUACAUAACUGGAAGCAUUAGCAUUUAAAGCACUGUGUACGGUACCACUUGGCUAAUUAUGGUACCACUAUGCUGACAAACAUCAUUCAUCUGUAAAUGGUACCACUUCUAAGCCUUAAUAGUACUCACUUUUGUAAAUUUACAUCAAUGUGAAAACCUCAAUAGAGCGUACUUUUAUCAUAAUUAUUUUUCGGGUGCUCUCUAAUAUUAAAGUUAUAGCAUUUUACUGUAAAUUCUCAAUGAUUUUGUACAAAUCUUCCCAAGCACAUAUCACUAUUUUUUGUAAAGUUGCACCUUAUGUUCCUCAACUGGGUGUAUAGAGAAUUUAAACAUUUCUUAAUAUUGUUAUUCUACAAAAUGAACAGAAUUUGGAAAGUGUACAUAUUUUUAUUUUUUGUUUUUCUUUUAUGGUACUUUAUACGUGCGGCUAACGUGCUGUUUUUGUGUAGAUUUCAUUGACUUAACGUGUACAUCUACUGUAUUUCUGACAUAUUUUAAGUGUAAAGUAUUUGUCAACAUAGUAAUGGUACAUAAUAUUUUCUUUUUUGAUACAGAGAUCUUUAAAGUUUUCUGACAACUACACUGUAAAAAUGACACUGAAAAUUAAACCUAAUAACUUGUGAUUACA
Messenger RNA from Boleophthalmus pectinirostris (great blue-spotted mudskipper), 5181 nucleotides. It is a transcript of the gene phactr4a, whose product is annotated as phosphatase and actin regulator 4a. Gene Ontology annotation, molecular function: actin binding. Gene Ontology annotation, biological process: neural crest cell migration; actin cytoskeleton organization. The record is from RefSeq and is a predicted model, not a curated record. NCBI's taxonomy places the organism in Eukaryota, Metazoa, Chordata, Actinopteri, Gobiiformes, Gobiidae.